CAACGCCUUGAAUCUAUGCGAGAUAUGUAUGGGGCGGAUCAGCUUAGUCCUUGUGAUGAUCCAAUGAUGGAAGCGCAACGCCUUGAAUCCAUGCGAGAUAUGUAUGGGGCGGAUCAGCUUAGUCCUUGUGAUGAUCCAAUGAUGGAAGCGUUAAUGGGCACAGAUCCAUUCUAUGAUAGAUUCCCGUGGUUUAGAAUGAUUGGCAGGUAA
Molecule: messenger RNA, 210 nt
Organism: Strongylus vulgaris
Lineage: Eukaryota; Metazoa; Nematoda; Chromadorea; Rhabditida; Strongylidae
Source: the annotation of a GenBank genome assembly